AGCCCGUUCUGGACCUACUUGGCAUAUAUAGUUUUUUUUCAUCGCACCUGCUAGUGGAAAAUUUCAUGUUUUUCGCUAGUCUUUGAAAAUAAUUUACGAUUGGAAGAUCGUAUUGGCUGGCGAUAAACGACCGCAGAAGAAAACAUGUGUUACGCCUACGAGAGUGAGAAACCGUAAUCAGCCGUUCCACUGCCGAUCCGCGACUGAGUUUCACUCUGCUGUCCCCGUGUGUAUUGAUUUGCUGGCAGUCGACAAGUGAACAAAGUGAACAACACACACAGAACACUUUGGUAAGGUUGUGAAAAGCAAAAGCAAGACAAAAGUAUCCCAUUCCCACCCAUCACAGGCUGUGUGGGGCAGCCCAACGGUGCAAAAAGGUCGUCGCAGCCCCGUCGUUCCCGUGUGUUGUGUGCAGCUAUGUCUAGUCAGAUUCCGCCACUGGUAUGUCAUACACCUCCACCGAUAGACUUUGACGCGGAUGACGAUGACGAUGAUUACGGUUCGGAUAUACCUGAGGACGACGUAAUUGGUAUCGAUGAGCGCAAUCGGCCCGACUGUCUGGACGAUGAUUUUGGUGAUUUCGCAACAGUGCUGCCGCCGCCCGCCGGAACCACGAAUCGCCUGGAACCGAUCCCUACCGAAGCAGCUGUGAUAGAUAAUGAGACGGAAGCUCUUACCAACAUUCCGGUGGCGGCAGCAGCAGAAACCAAAGGUAUUUUUCCACCACGCCUAGGGUCGGACAGUCCGCCGUCGUUGAUAUUGCCACCGAACGAUUACACGGAAGCAGGCGACGAGGAAACAGCUGGCAACGGUGGUGUGGUGGUAAUCGACGACGACGAGGAUAUCGAUUUUCAACCAUUCGGCAGCCCGUCACAGCCACCCGAGCCACCGCCAGAGGACAGCAUCAGCUUACCAUCGUUGCAUUUCGAUGCGGACGUGUCUAAGUCGGAGGAGGAUGAUAAUUUGCCACCUGCCCAACAGCAGCAGCAGCACCAGCACCACCACCAGGCACCCAAUGCAACAAGCUCAGCGUCGUCCGUUUCCGGCAUCGAGACGGAGGUCGAUCUACCGCUGGCUGCGGCGGCCGAACGGACGACACCCGUCAUCCAGGAGGGUGGCCGGUUCGACGACAACACGGAGAACGAUUUUACCGACUUUACCACCGCCUCGAACGAAAGGUCGUCGGUGGUGCUGGAGGUUCCUACCGCAAACGAUGUGUCGUUCGAGCUGGACGACUUCGCGCAGCUAGAGUCGACGCCGUCGGCGGAUAGUAACUUCGUGUCGCAGCAAAGCCGGGCGGAUUUUGCCACGUUCGAUGCGGACUUUAGCAAGUUCGAUUCGUUCCAGGCCUCGUUCCCGGCGACGAUCGAUGAUCCGGUGCCGGUAAAGACACCGGUCGAAGAAACGAAAUCCAUGCCGAUCAUGGAGCAGGCGGGCGUUAGGGCGAGCGAACUGGCCGAGGACGAUUUCGAUGACUUUCAGGAGUUUGCCACCUUUUCCGACCAGCCGGUGGUAGCGACAGUGUCGGCCCACUCGGGGGAGAAAUCUGAGCCUGAGCCUUACAGACCGGAAGCAGCUAGCAGCUUAGCGUCAUCUACUUCAACCGUUGAAAACGAAAGGAAAGAUGUUGACACACAGUUGGCUGCUGCGAUUAAUGCGGCUACGGUUGUGUCGGAGCACCAGCACGAGGACGACAAUGUUGGAGAUGAUGAUGAUGAUGAUGAUGAUUUUGGGGAGUUUAGUGAUUUUAAGCAACCGGAAGCGACUGUCAGCGCGCCAGCACUGUCGACCGCUACAUCCCUGCCCACCUUUUCCAUGGAAAGCGUACAGAAGCUGCUGGAAGCAAUGUUUCCUAGCGCGGUGCCAGAACCGGUUGGCACAGAUACGGGUCAGCAGGCGGUAGCAGCAAACCACAUUCCAACCAGCAAGCUGCACACCCAGCUACAGGACUUUGACAACACGAGCGCCCUUGCCUACCAGUACAGCAAGUCAUCCAGCAGCAAAACGCUCGUCACUGCGCUUGGCAUUGACUCGAGGAAUAUAAUGUACGGACCGAAGUGGAACAGUUCGAUGCCACGGUUUGCGGCCAAUCUAAGCUUCAACCCACUGGAACCGCUGAAACCGGCCACAGCGCCAGGAGCAGCAUCAGUAUCAGCGAAGGAAGCGGGCUCCUCCGAAAAGAGUGCCAACUGUCCCCCGGCCAGCAAACCGGCCGCUCCCAGCUCGCUGUCGAUUGCGCUCGAUCCGCUGCAGGUGGCCGCUGUUGGCAGUGCAUCGGUUCCGGCCGCACAGUUCGACUGGAAUAGCUCGGGCUUGGUGAAUCCACUAGAAGCAUCACAUGCACACAACACAUUAUUAUUGGACCUAGAACAGCUAGAGGUGAUGGCAAGUCUGAACGAUAAAAUAAAUGUUGAUUCCUCCUCCUACUUCCCCGCACUCCGGUCCACGCGUAACGUUGCCAAUACCGUGCAACACCAACAACAUUCGGCUACAACAACGGCCACAACUAUAACAACAUCAACAACACCUUUACUGUUACCUUCACCAACUGUUGUACCACAACCACAACCACCACCACCACGAACACCACCACCACUACCACCACAACCACCACUAUCAUCACCUUCACCAACAACAAAACAAUUGUCUUCACUGCUUCCGUUACCGCCAACAAUGCAUACGCAAACUUACCACCAACCGUACAACAAUAACCACAAAACCAACAAUGAUCUGCAACAUCAACAAACGACGAAACCCCGCUGCGCCAACUCGCGGGACACUGUUGGACCGGGCGGUGUUGGUAACCAAUCGUCGACAACAACCCAUUCGGCGGAUCGGUCCGCAACUUUGCUUUUCUUCGCCGGCUCGCCUAACGACGACGAUGACGGCGAUGACGAUCGCGAUCUGUUGAUAUCUGCCGUCGCUCCACUGAUCCCAUCGGCAACAACAACCACAACAACAACCGACACGGAUGCGUUCGAUGCGAUCUGUGCCGCGGGUCUGCCAUCGUGCUCGUCGGUCGCGAACGAUAUGCAACCGCUGAUCGGGUUUGAUGAUGAUGUUCGCUCUCGCGAUCGUCCCCAAACGUUUGACGAUUAUUUGGAUCUUAGUGUCCAGGAAAUGCUCCAAAAAGCCUCCACUGGUCAGCCCGAGGAUGGGCCAAAGGGCGAAGUUUUGGAUCCGCAAGUCGCAGAAAACGCAAGCCCGACUGCUACAAAUGACAUAGCAGUAAAGGGAUCGGCGCUCCCAUCCAACGCAGCAGCAUCACAUCCCGCAGAGUUUGAGGACGUUGGUUCGCUAGAUUUUAACCCGACCGGCAGUAGCAGUAGCAGUAGUACUAGCAAUGGUAGUAGUAAUAACAGUAGCAGCAAUGCCCAGUAUUCGGUCGCCUCGAUGCCUCAAGAGCAGCUUCCAGAGCAGAUAGAACCGGUGCAGACACACCCGUACGUCCCAGCCCAGCAGCAGCAGCAACAGCCACCUUUGUCAAUUUCAUCCUCCCCGAACAGUGUGCCUGUGGUGCGUACGAUAAAGCUUCCGGAAACACACAUCUUCACUCCCAGCCGGGGCGUGACGCCAAUCUCGCGCGACAUUACCGAUCGCGAUAUUGUGGUGCGCGAGUAUCACGACGUAGAGUACAGCCUGGAAAAGCCAACCGCAUCCUCGAUGGGAGGCAGCGGUAGUGGUAUGCGGAAAGAGUGCGAGUUUGAUGAGUUUAACGAUUUUCAAUCCGUACCGGUGGCGGUGCCAUCGGUGUUUCCGGAAACGGUUGCCAUAAGUACGAUCGGCACCGCCGCCCGGCCCGUGAUUGGUCGAUCACCGACCGAAGAGCUGGAACGGUACCGGCCCGACCCGAUCGGUCAGGCGAACAGUGGCAGCAGGACGACCGCCGACCUAACCAUCGACGAUGGCGAUGAGGAUGAUGAGUUUUCCGACUUUCAGGCGGCUGUACCACCGAUGGUGCCGACGGCGGCCCUGCCACCGGUCAACAAACCCAUCUCGAGCGUGCAGAGCAAUCGCUCCGUCACCAGCUCGCCGGUGAUGUUGCUCAGUCCCGCGAUAUUGCUGCCCCAGCAGGCCAAUACAACGAUGGAGAAGGAGUCGGCCAACGCGCGGCAAGCGGCGUCAAUCAAUUGGCCCGAUCCGGGCGUCGAUCCCGACGAGCUGGCCCGGUUUGAAGCUGCCUUUGCGAAACCGAACGCUUCGGUGGCCGUUGCCCCGCCUGCACCGACCGUAGCUAGUAGCAACCAAAGCGUGCCGAGCGGCCCGAAACCACCAGCAGCAGUCGAGGAAGACGAAUGGACUGACUUUAUAUCGUCGAAACCAGCAGCGGGCAGCGAUAUGAAGCAGCAGCAGGCGGCGAGUUUGCCUGCUGGUCCGGGCCCGGCAGUAGUUAGUGAUACACAAGCCACAACACAGGAGGAAUGGACCGAUUUCAUGUCCAGCUCUACGACAACGGCCGGUAGCGGCUACCCGCCGCAAAGUCGUCUCUCGUCUAGUCAGAAUAAUUUCAACUAUCCGCGCACUUCGCCCGCCGUCGUCGGUGGAGCUGCGACAAAGGGAGCGGGAUCAAACUCGUCCUCCUGGGCAAACCAACCGCAGCUGCCACCGCCGCAGUUCAGCUCAUGGAACAGCAACAGCCUGUACUACAACCCGAUGGCCUCGCUGCCACUGACCAAUCAGCAGCAAACGUCGCAGUAUCGCCUGCCGCCACAGCAGUACUACAACCGCACGGACAUGCCAGCCAUGGUUUACGCUGGUGGCGCUGGCUACAGCGGUUCACCGAAAGUGCCAACCAAUCCACAGCAGCAGCAUCACCACCACCACCAGCAACACUCCGGAAUGCCAACGACGAUGAUGAUGGGACAGCAGCAACAGCCGCCCAUGCAGCUGCUGCCCGAGCUAUCGUUCAUAACGCCAAACGCGACCGGGCACGGCAGCACAGGCACACCCGGCACCAAACCGGCGACACAUUCCUUUCUCAGCAACGUGAUAUCGAGCAACAGUUUUACGAAGAAAUGAUUGUUACUUAACCACAGUUACGAUGGUGAAGGUGGCAGGCACGCACGCCCCGACCACCCUCCGCCGCGUGGUCGCUUCCGGUUGCAUCCCGGCAGCAAUCGUGCGGUCGCCGAUCCGACCGGGGCAACAGUAACUGUGGGCGAUAUAAUUAUGUAAGUGUAUAUAUUUAAGACGAGUAUAGAGAGAGAGAGAGAGAGAAGGAGAGAGAACCGUAUCGAUCUCUAGUUUCUGAUCCAAGGCAGAAUGUGUGUAGCAUGCAUCCCCAAAUGUGGCUCCCCGCUUGAUACGUCACGGAACCGAGUUCAUUCGUUGGUUGUUUUUUUUAGCUAGGGAGAAUAUUUAUCGCAUACCUCUCAAUGUGCGUGUGUGUACACUUGAUAUAUAGAGCAAAAUUGAAGGGCGUAGCAUACAUUCGAUGUAAUGCAGCUGUUGUCAUCGUAUUAACCAAAAAAAAACAAAAAACAAAUCGCAAGAGAAAAGAGCAGAAGAAGUAAGAACAUUUAAACGCAAGUUCACUAAUUGUAGAGCGCAGUAUAGGUAAAAUUGGCUUACAAUCGAAAGGAAUCGAUUUCCUGUAUCGUAGCAAAAAAAGGAAAGAGAGUGGAAAAUGAUAAGCAUAUAGUUUUCCAGUCGACGUAAACGUAUCGUAUCGACGGCAUCGUACUUACACACACCCACACUGGCUGUACUUUAAAGGCAGCAGUACCCGUUUGUUGACUCCUUUUAGGACCCCCUACUACCGUUGUAGGUUGUACGUUUUUUUUAAUUAUUAUUUAUAUUUUUUAUUUCAAUCUCUUAACGUUCGUUCAUUUCGCUACUAGCAGCAGGCCCUACCUAGAAAAGGUUGACCGUCAAGGCAGAUGCAAAACCACCAGUAUCCAUCCCCUAACCGCCGUAUUCAGUUCGAUUAUCAAUCGAACGUAGCGAACGCAUCACAUGUUUGAUAGUUUGUAUCGGAUCUGAUAGUUAUUGAUUGGUCGACCGGCAAAAAUAAAUAAGGUUGUUAAUGCAGGCCACAGGUGCGCCAAGGAUAUUAUCGAAAGCGCGACAGAGACACAGAUGAAGAUGAAUAAAUAUCUAUAUAAAGAAAUGGCAAACCUC
This is a messenger RNA of Anopheles arabiensis, 6120 nucleotides long. RefSeq names its product mucin-5AC (gene Afti). The record is from RefSeq and is a predicted model, not a curated record. The transcript is spliced from 5 exons. Lineage: Eukaryota; Metazoa; Arthropoda; Insecta; Diptera; Culicidae. Gene Ontology annotation, cellular component: trans-Golgi network membrane; AP-1 adaptor complex. Bases 418 to 5019 code for a protein of 1533 amino acids. Gene Ontology annotation, biological process: intracellular transport. Gene Ontology annotation, molecular function: clathrin binding.